GGCGGCGGGGCCGCACGCGGGAGCCUAGGCAGGGGCCGGGAGAGACGAGGGGGCAGGUUAAACAAGGCCGGAAGACGCAGACGCAGGCGAGGCGAGGCCCCGCUCUGGAGGCGCCAGGCGGCGCUGUAAGCUGCGAAAGCGGAGCCACCCCCCACCGCCGCUGCCCUUUGCCUCCCGGCGGCGGCGGCGGCGCGGAAAUCAAAUUUCGGCGCCUGGCCGGGCCCUCAGCGCCGUCGCCGCCAGCCCGGGCCGGCCUCCCGGCUCCAGCGGGAAGGAGGCAACAUGUCCAAGAAAAGGGGACUGAGUGUUGAAGAGAAGAGAACUCGUAUGAUGGAAAUAUUUUUUGAAACAAAAGAUGUGUUCCAAUUAAAGGAUAUGGAGAAGAUUGCUCCCAAAGAGAAAGGAAUUACUGCAAUGUCAGUAAAGGAGAUCCUGCAAAGUUUAGUUGAUGAUGGUAUGGUGGACACCGAUAGGAUUGGAACUUCCAAUUAUUUUUGGGCUUUUCCAAGUAAAGCUCUUCAUGCCAGGAAGCGUAAAUUGGAAGCACUGGAGACUCAGUUGGCCGAAAGUAGCCAGAAGAAAGAGAGGUUACAGCAAAGCAUUGAGAAAUCAAAAAUCGGACGCCAAGAGACUGCAGAACGUGCUGCACUAAUGAAGGAACUUGCUGCUCUCCGGCAGAAAAAAGAGCACCUAAAAGCAGAAAUAGAGAAAUACAAAGAAUGUGAUCCAGAUGUUGUUGAAGAAAUCUGUCAAGCAAACAAAGUCGCCAAGGAGGCAGCCAACAGAUGGACUGGUGACCUUGCUGGCUGAGCAUACCCUGGCCUAAGGAGAAUAUGUAUGCAGUCACUGAUACAGGAGAUAUAGAAACUGCAGUGUCAAAAGAACUCUCUUGGUGCUGCAGCCUUUCCCAGAGAGAAUUACAACCCUUUCCUGAAAAUACCAUGGAGAAAUGCUUAAUGGAGCUGGAGGUGGCAGACUUGUCUGAUCCAUGUGUAGCCCCCAGAGCUCUGAAAGCUUCCUGUUGCCAGGGUCCCCAGAGUGGUGGCGACAUGGUUAGGGCACAACUCCUUUGUGUCUGGCUCAUCCAAAUCCUUCUCUGAAGUGUAAUGAAAAUUAAAUUAAAUCUGAACAUGAAGAGUAAUUUGUUAACUCCGUGAACUGCACUCAUAGCCUGUAGGCCUUAUGGCAAGCCUGAUCCUGCAGGAGGCCUGAGCCUUGGGGGGCAGAGGACACCUUUUUUCUUCCUCCCCUCUCUCUCUCUCUUCCAUAGCCAUUUAUGGUACCUCAUAUAGCUGCACUGUGAAUGACCGCAUACUGUCAUGUAAUAAACCCAAUGCAGUGCAUCAGUGAAGCAACAGUGGAUGCUGGGAUCCCUCCAUUUGCUCCUUCAAACAUGAUGAUUAAUGGGGAUAUGCAGUGCACAGUGAGGUUCCAAAGGCUCGGUGUCCACUUGUGCCCAAGUGCAGUUGUUUAAAAUUCCACGGGUAGAUGCUGAUUUUUUUGGACAUCCCUUCAUACUUCCUUCCUGGCAAGUGCAACAAUAACUGGGUGUUCCUUACAUUCCAGUUGCACCUUUGAUAGAAAAUAAGGAGCACAGUUAACUUUUGCACCUCUUUCUGCAGCACAAAACAGUGACUAGAGGCACAAACCUUUUUACUGUUUUCCCAGGUCAGUAGUAAGUCUCCCAAACACAAAUUAAUAAGCCUUACAGCAGGUUAUGAAAGUGCUCUAUUGUGCCAAAAACUUACUGGUGUCUCCCCAGAACUCUGAGCAUAAUCAGAGAAAAUGUCAGCACUGCUUGAAACAGCGUGGUAUCAGUGAUGGGGCCCUGUAGUUGAAACUCUGAUUGGAUUCUGUUUUGAAGGAGGAUCAACUUGACUCAAAGGAUGAUCUUUCCAACCAGUUCCUUUUCUAUGUGUUUCUGAGCAGGUUACCCACAAAGGAGCAUAGUGGGACUAAGUCAGCUGUUAGUUCCGUUCAGGGAUUAAUAGUUUAUACUCUCUAGAGUCUGAGGAGCUUGCAGACAUGUCAUUUUCAGACUUGGUGUGUCAUUUCCCUAGAGGGAGACUCUGAUCUCUCCUGCAAGUGUCUUGACAAUUGAACCUAGGGACAGGCAUCAUUUUCAUAGUCUGGACUCUCAUGCUUGGUUUUUUCAUUAUGUUAUGUGAUACGACACAGUGAUAUGUCACUGUAUCAACACUUUUUGCUUAAAAUAUUAAAUUGAGGCAUCUGUCUGAAUAUUCUUUGAAGACCAGCCUAUUGAGUAGCUUUAUAUAGAUUUCUCAUUUUGUUUCCCAUUCUAUUAGCUAUACUAUCAUGUUUAAGCUUAAAUCUUCCAUAACAAAGAAGCUGUCUAGAAAUGUAUUAUUUUUAAUUUAAAGCCCUUUUUUCAUUUUAACUCUGUGAAAACAUUGGGUUUUAAUUUUAAUAGUCUUGUAUUUUAGGUAGCUAAAAUUGGGGUGCAACAAAGUUCUCAAUCAGUCUUUGAGAAGUUAA
Dermochelys coriacea (leatherback sea turtle) is the source of this 2496-nucleotide messenger RNA. It is a transcript of the gene MND1, whose product is annotated as meiotic nuclear divisions 1. Lineage: Eukaryota; Metazoa; Chordata; Testudines; Dermochelyidae. Gene Ontology annotation, molecular function: double-stranded DNA binding. The record is from RefSeq and is a predicted model, not a curated record. The transcript is spliced from 8 exons. Gene Ontology annotation, cellular component: nucleus. The coding region runs from base 283 to 810 and encodes 175 amino acids. Gene Ontology annotation, biological process: reciprocal meiotic recombination.